Molecule: messenger RNA, 1818 nt
Organism: Centruroides sculpturatus (bark scorpion)
Lineage: Eukaryota; Metazoa; Arthropoda; Arachnida; Scorpiones; Buthidae
Product: sodium- and chloride-dependent neutral and basic amino acid transporter B(0+)-like
Exons: 9
Coding region: 215-1588 (457 amino acids)
Biological process (GO): sodium ion transmembrane transport
Cellular component (GO): membrane
Source: RefSeq, a predicted model, not a curated record
AUUUAGUAACAUUACUUCACCAUCAUCUGACUUGCAACAACUUGGGAAUUCUUCUUGGGCUUUAAUUCUAUGUCUAUUAUUUGCAUGGUUUGUUGUUUAUUUAAACACUGUUAAGAAAAAGUUAACAUUAAAAAAAAGAAAGUUUAUUCCUACAGCGUUAAUAGUACUUUUAUUCACUGCAUUAUUUGCUUUCUCAUUUAAACAUAGAGGAAAUAUGAUGGGCAUUGCCAAUUAUUUAAAAUUUGAUAAAGGAAGGCUUGGAGAUCCUCUGUUGUGGAACGAUUCUCUGACUCAAGUAAUGCUUAGUUUAAACAUAGGAAGUGGAUUUAUAGCAUUUUCAUCAAAGCAAAGCAAUAGUCAUGAAAAAAUAAUAAAAACAUCAAUAGGAAUUAUCGCAGUAAACUUUAUUAUAUCUUUCUAUGGAGGCCUGGUAAUAUACUUAUGGUUUGGAGUGUUAGCAAAUGCUAGUCAUAUUACGUUUACAUCAUUGUUAUCUGCAGAUUUCGGUUUUCCAUUCAUUAUUUUAUCUUCUGCUAUAGCUACUUUACCAAUUCCUCCAAUUUGGUCAAUAGCAAUAUUUUUAAUUAUGAGUCUUACCAGUCUGGAUAGAAUUGAAAAAUUACUUUUAACAUUGCUUUCAACUAUUCAUCAAUUAUUUUCGAUAAAUUCCUUUAAAGACCAUAGCAAAAUAUCGAUUUUAAUUAUAUAUGUCCUGUUAUUUUGUAGCGGAAUUCUCUUUACGUAUGGGAUAGGAUAUCAUAUAUUGUUUAUAUUAGAUUGUUGGGUUCUUGGUUACACUGCACUUUUACUUUCAGUGUUACAGAUUGCUUGUAUAUACUGGUUAUAUGGAUUUAGAAUUUACUUUGAAGAAUUGUACAAAAUAUUAAAAGAAAAAAUGGAACUUAAAAUAUUCAAAAUGUUUUGGUGUGUUAUCACUCCAGUCAUAUCAAUAGCUUUAUUGAUAUUUACAUGCACAAAUAGUAAUUUACCUAAUUUGGGAAAAUUUUAUUAUGGAAGAACAGCACAAAUUGUUGGUUGGUGUUUAGUUAUGUUGAUACUCAGUCCAUGUUUUAUCUAUUUGUCUUAUAUGAUUUCAAAAUUUAUUUGGAUUUUAAAACAUUCUAAACGGGAACUCACAGAAGUUAAUACAGUUUCUGGUAAUGUUCGAAACUCUAUAACAAAUUUUGUAUUUGAACAACAAACUCAACAAGAAUCAAAUGAAUCUCCUCUAACAUAUCAUGUAUUAUUAAUAAAAUCUGAGAAGAAAGACUCAUCUUUAAAUAUUCCUUAUGGUUUUCUUUUAUCACCAUCUAAGCACAAAAUUAUUAGUAAAAAAUUUCCUAAUUUAUUAAAUUAUCCUGAGAUUAUAGUGAAUUCCGUAUCAGCAUCAGAACCUUCUACUUCAGAUUUUUAUUCUAUUUCUCAAUCAACAUCUCAUAAUGGCUCAUUGAAUUAUACUUCAAAUAGCAUUAAAAGGCACUCAGAAGGUGAAAUUAAUUACCAUAAAAUUCGAAGACACAGUGAUUAUAGUCUGAUGAAUCAUAAUGCUAAAGGAGUAGUGAAUGAAGCAUAUUGUUCUGAAGAUUGAAUUAUGAGAAUUUUCUUCAGUUAUGAAAGUCAUUAAAGCAUCUUCGUGAAAAAAGAAUCUCAUUACGAAUUGUAUAUACUGUACUUUUCACAAACUAGAAACUGUACAACGAUUAAUGUGUUAUAAAUAUUUAAUAAUCAUCGUUACUAACACUCCAAGUGUUUUAUCAAUCUGUUGAUACUCAUUACGUUUUAAAAUUUUAUUUAAAAAUAAAAAUUUUGUUAUAUUUA